CCAAUGAAGGGAUGAAGUAGUCGUAAUGCCUCGGCUUCGUUUUCAAUUCGAGCACGUGCUGUCGCUGCGUUUGCGUGCAGCGUGCCGUACCCCCGGCGUCACCUGUACCUCGUUGCCUUACCGAUGGCACCCGCGACGUACGCGAUCCUUUGCGCGGUCGUGGCAGCCCACCUGUACGGGCCGUACGCCGAGCCGUCCGCCUUCGGGGAUGCGACCCUUACGUUCAAGGUGCCGGUCUGGCAGCCCUUCAUGCUUCCGCCUUUGUACGUUGGCAGCGUCUACCACCUGGCUUACGUACUGCUGACGCUGUUUACGGUCGGCCGGAGGCUGGAACGGCACCUGGGCGCCUUUAGGUUCCUCCUCCUAGUGGCCGCACUGUUGUUUGCGGUGAGCUUGCUCCGCGACGGCCUCAGGUUCGUCCUCUGGAAGUACCAGCUAGCCUUCUGGAGCACCGUGCCGCCCCCGGCACCGCAUUCGGGCGACUGUUUCUGCGGCCUCGUCGGCACGCUGCUAGCGCUGAAGGCCGUCUACCACGGCAUUCGCCCGGACGCUGCUUACCGGCUAGGCACUGUCUGCAUACAGGUGAGCUUCUGGCCGGGUCUGCUGCUCGAGCUGACGCACUUCCUGUUGCACGCGCGAGGGGGCGCCACUUUCGGUCACGUGACCGGAGUCCUAGUGGGACUCGCGGUGUCUCGUUUGUUGCGAGAUCGCCGCUGGCGCAGGCACCUCGUUCCGGCACCGACCGGUAGCGGCACGGUCGUUGGAAGCUCUCGAGAUUACCCGGAAACUCCGGCACCCGGCCUUGACUGACGUGUGCGCUAUAUAAUAGUGAUAAUGACAUGUGCUUGGCUAUAGAGAUAUUAUGUGGGGAACAUGAAAUAGAAAUAUGAAUGCCUUCCCGUCCCAAAGAAUAAA
This is a messenger RNA of Rhipicephalus sanguineus (brown dog tick), 915 nucleotides long. Its product is annotated as rhomboid-related protein 4-like. The transcript has 3 exons. Lineage: Eukaryota; Metazoa; Arthropoda; Arachnida; Ixodida; Ixodidae. The coding region runs from base 124 to 810 and encodes 228 amino acids. Gene Ontology annotation, cellular component: membrane. Gene Ontology annotation, molecular function: serine-type endopeptidase activity. The record is from RefSeq and is a predicted model, not a curated record.